AAUCAUGAAAAUGAAUUAAUAUUUAAACAAAUAUCACAUUCAAUUAAUGAUAAUAUUGGUGAUAAUAAUGGUUCAACAACAACAACAAAAACGACAACAACAACAAAUAAUAAUCGUUCAAUAUUACAAAAUGUUAAUGGAUAUGCUGGACCUGGUCAAAUAUUGGCAAUAAUGGGUCCAUCCGGUAGUGGUAAAACAACAUUUCUUAAUAUAUUAAGUGGACGUACAAAACCAUCGAUUAGUGGUGAUAUAACAAUGAAUGGACAAACAUUAAAUAAACAACUUCGUCGUCGUAUUUGUUAUGUAUUACAGCAGGAUAUAUUUUUUCCAAAUCUUACAUUAAAACAAACAUUAAUGUAUACGGCCCGAUUACGAUUACCCGAAUCGAUGAAAAAAAAUGAAAAAUUAGCAUUGAUUGAUAAAAUUAUUGAAGAAUUACAGUUGAAAAAAUGUGAAAAUACAAUAAUCGGUGAUAUAAGUCGUCGUGGACUAUCAGGUGGUGAAAAGAAACGAGCAAAUAUUGCUUGCGAAUUGUUGACCAAUCCAAGUGUCUUGCUUCUUGAUGAACCAACAUCUGGUCUUGAUUCUUGUACAGCACAUAAAUUGAUACAAAUAUUAAAAGAUUUCGCUCUGAAACGAAAGAAAACAAUUGUCAUGUCAAUACAUCAACCAUCAUCAAAAAUGUUUUACAUGUUAGAUAAUUUAUUAUUAUUAACAAAUGGUCAGCCGGCUUAUUUUGGCAAUAUACAUGGUGUUGUACCAUUUUUUACACGUAUUGGUUAUGGUAUUAAUAUACAUUAUAAUCCAGCCGAAUUUAUAUUGGAAAAAAUUGAAGAUAAUGAAUGUCAACAGAAAAUUAUUGAUGCAGCCAAACAAUUACCUAAAUUACCGAAAAUAUUGAAAAAAAUUGAUCUUCAAAAUAUUGUUGAUGAUCAUCAUGAUCAUCAUGUAAAUGACCAUCAUCACGAUGAUCACCAUCAUGAUCACCCCCAUCCCCACCACCAUCAUCAUCAUGAUCAUCAUGAUCACCAUCAUCAUGCAUCUGAUUAUCAUCAUCAUCCUCAUAAAUUUCCAAGCGAUAAUGAUUCUGGUCGAUCUUCUUGGUCGGAUCGUAGCUCUACAUUCUCAUCAAAUUCUCUUAGUCGUGAUGAAAGUGAAACAAAGAAAAACCAAAAUCAUCAUCAUCAUCAUCAUUCAAAAACAAUGACAAAUGGUGAAAUUGAACAUUCAGAAAUUAGUAAUAAAGAACGUAAAUGGCCAACAAGUUUAUGGACACAGGUCAAAGUAUUGACUGAACGAAAUUAUAUUGAAGCACGUCAUCGAAUGUUAUCAAAAGUGAAUUGGAUUCAAACGAUAGGUUUAGCAUUGUUGGUAGGAAUACUUUGGUUUCAAACCGAACGUAAUGAAGAUACAAUGAAUGAUAUUCGUGGUUGGAUGUUUUUCUCUACUACCUACUGGAUGCAAUUUGGCCUAUUCCAAGCAUUAUUAACAUUUCCACCUGAACGACAAGUUAUUAAUAAAGAACGUUUAUCCGGUGCUUAUAGAUUAUCUGCCUAUUAUAUUGCUAAAAUGAUUGGCGAAUUACCUCUUACUAUUGUAUUGCCCACAGUAUUUUUUAUAAUAUCGUAUCCAAUGUUAGGAUUAACAUCUUUCAUUACGGCCACCUAUUUAUGGUUAUUUUUAAUAAUAUCAAUUAUUUGUGCUCAAAGUUUUGGCCUAUUCAUUGGUGCAUUGUGUUCAAAUCUAGAGGUUUCUGUUACCAUUUCGGCAUUAUAUUCAUUAUCAACAAUGUUAUUUGCUGGUUAUUAUGCAUCUAUACCAUCAUGGCUUUCAUGGACACGUUAUUUAUCAAUUAUUUAUUAUGCAUUUCAAAAUAUGCAGCUUAUUGAAUUUGGUGGAACAAAUCUUAAAUGUUCAGAAACAUUAACAAAAUUUCAAUAUUGUAAACAAUCUUCGGAUAUAAAAUCAGCAUACAUUCCACGUUUGGAAUUGGAAUCCAAUUUAGAUCUGAUGAGUCCGAAUACAAAACCAUUACCAGUUUGGUUCAAUACAAUGAUAUUAUUAGUAUUUUUAUUGAUAUUUCGUUUAAUGGGAUAUCUUUCGCUACGAUAUACACGUAAACCAACCACCUGUUGAAUUAAUUUAUUCUGAAAUGAAAUAAAAUCCUACAUGCCAAAAACCAUAAGAAACAAUAGAAUAAUUUCAACAAAAAAUCACUUAUUUUCACAGCUCAGCUGAAAAAAAAU
Messenger RNA from Dermatophagoides pteronyssinus (European house dust mite), 2246 nucleotides. It is a transcript of the gene E23, whose product is annotated as ABC transporter G family member E23. Gene Ontology annotation, biological process: transmembrane transport. Gene Ontology annotation, molecular function: ATP hydrolysis activity; ATP binding; ABC-type transporter activity. The record is from RefSeq and is a predicted model, not a curated record. Gene Ontology annotation, cellular component: plasma membrane. Lineage: Eukaryota; Metazoa; Arthropoda; Arachnida; Sarcoptiformes; Pyroglyphidae.